Molecule: messenger RNA, 2954 nt
Organism: Myxocyprinus asiaticus (Chinese sucker)
Lineage: Eukaryota; Metazoa; Chordata; Actinopteri; Cypriniformes; Catostomidae
Product: REST corepressor 2
Exons: 13
Coding region: 309-1925 (538 amino acids)
Biological process (GO): negative regulation of DNA-templated transcription; regulation of transcription by RNA polymerase II
Cellular component (GO): histone deacetylase complex; transcription regulator complex
Molecular function (GO): transcription corepressor activity
Source: RefSeq, a predicted model, not a curated record
CGGAUAGGAGAUCCCGAUGCAUGUAUUGGAGAGAACAAGAAACGUGCGAAUAUUCACUGAGGUUUUUAUUUAGUUGGGUGGUUAUUAACAAACGUGCAUAGCACUGUUUUAAAUACACUUGUCCGUCGCUUCAUAAGUUUGAAUAGAAGAGAAAGCAACCCGGGUAGUGAACUGCAAUUCGGACCGGUACCUAACGUUAUAAGGCAAAUGUUCGGCGACAUCUAGCCAACAACUGAAAUAGGGACAUCAGCGUGGCUCUACACAAAAGGACUCAGACUUGAGUGAGCGACUGUGCGAAAAAGUUAGCCAUGCCAUCAGUGAUGGAGCGAUCAGGGUCUGGUGUUCUGUCCCGAAGCAGGGCCAAAACAGUCACUAAUGGCAACAGCCAGCACUCCGAGGAAGAGAGCAGUGAUGAGGAACACUCACAUGACAGUAUAAUCCGCGUUGGUGGAGACUACCAGGCACCGAUCCCAGAGUUCAAACCAGACUGUGCAUCCCGCUUCAGCGAGAAGGACCAAAGGAGCAUGCUGGUCUGGUCACCCAAUAGCCAAGUGUCUGAUGCCAUGUUGGAUGAAUACAUUCUGAUGGCCAAAGAAAAGCAUGGGUACAACAUGGAACAGGCUCUUGGCAUGCUUCUGUGGCACAAGCAUGAUGUGGAGAAGUCACUGGCUGACCUGGCCAACUUCACUCCCUUCCCUGAUGAGUGGACAGUAGAAGACAAAGUUCUGUUUGAACAGGCUUUCAGUUUUCAUGGCAAGAGCUUCCACCGCAUCCAACAGAUGCUGCCAGACAAACUGAUCUCAAGCCUGGUGAAAUACUACUAUUCCUGGAAGAAAACUAGAACCCGGACAAGCGUCAUGGACCGCCAAGCACGCAAGCUCCUCAGCAAGAGAGAGAAGGAUGAGAGUAAUGACGAGAUAGAGGAAGGAGAUCCAGGCAGCGACAGUGACUUUGAGAUCAACAGCAAGAAAGAGACUACAAAGCAGAAUGCUGGAAAUGGAGCAGGGAGUGAUAAGGGCCCGAGCAAGUCUGGCCCGACUCGGAAAGAGAACCAGGGUGCGCAGUACCGACACCAUCCUCUUCGGGCUCGCCGGAGGCCUCCUAAAGGCAUGCACCUGGAGCAGGAGGACAUUGUUGUUCUCUCAGCAUCCACUGAUUCAGGAACUGUUACUAUCAGACAGCUGGACACACAGCUAGUGUCACUUAAAAGACAGGUCCAAAGCAUCAAGCAAACCAACAGUGUUCUCAAGCACAACUUGGGUGAAGGCAUUGAGGGCAUAAGACUGUCAGAGCCCACCCAAAAAAUUAACUCUCGCUGGACGACGGAGGAGCAGCUCCUUGCUGUUCAGGCUAUCAGGAGAUAUGGUAAAGACUUUGCAGCCAUCGCAGACGUCAUUGGCAACAAGACGGUGGCACAAGUGAGCUCAUUCUUUGUCAGCUACCGGAGACGCUUCAAUCUUGAGGAGGUGCUACGUGAAUGGCAAGCAGAACAGGAAGUAGUUCAAGGGAACAGCGGGAGAACUGCGGACACGGAACUGAAUGGGUCGACAGGAGUGGAAGAUGAUGAGGUGAAGAUGGAUGGCAUCUCUCCCCCUCACUCUGACAGUUCUCUGGCCUCCUCUGACGCCAGUGUUGCUGGAAACUUGAACUCUGCACAAUCCUCCCCACCCCUCACUCAACCGCCACCCUUACUGCGCCCUGCUCCCCCAUCAGCACCUCCUAGCCUGCUCCGCCAGCCACCCCCGCUACAAACGCGACCUCUACAAAACCGGACAUCCCACAAUCCCCCUCCCCCUCCCCUCAUCAGACCUGCAGUGGCAUCCUCGCUCCACCAGGGGGCACUGAGGAACUCUCUAGGCUCCUCUGCCGGACAGCUGCCACCCUCUCUGGUUGGGUUGAAGGUGGAUUCCCCUCAGUCACACUGACUGCAGUGUAGUAGUUGCCCUCUUACAUUGAAUUCUCUUUUUUUUUUUUUUUAACUGGAGAAAUUGCAAACUUGGUCUCCAGUCAAUGUAAAAGGGCAAUAUCUAGAAAUGCCUCUUGAGAGAUAGAAAAAAAGUAGUUGUGCAUAAAAGCAUAAGCUGGGUUGCACCAAAAUACAGGUCAGGAAGGUGAGACAGUGACAAGCAAGGAUGAAUUAAUGGUAUUCUGCCUAAUGAACUACACAGGACAGAAGAGAAGCCUUCACAUACAUGCAACCAGCUAAUAUCUUCACCUAUAAUAAAAACCUCAGUCUUGCCAAAAACAAUACACACUACUGCUCCACAAACUCAUCUGUCCUCAGGUUUUACAGUUAUACCUCGUCCCAAGCACAACUGUUUCCACCAUAACUACAGCUAUUAAAACACCAUCCAUAAUAAAAAGCUCAGCAACUUGGUAGAGAUGUAAGAAUUUUAACCAAAAUUGUGGGGUAAAAACCUUAUACACUGGAUUGCUAUGGCAAUUAAAAACUGUUAUGAUAACAGACUCAUGUGAGUUCCUUCCACCAUCUCUAUGGCAACAGCUGCACAUCACCAAGUAUGUAUCACUAAAGAUGCCACAGUGUGUUCUUAAGUGCACCUGGUGUGAGGAAACUGGGAAAUCAUGUUUACUUCCUAUCCCUUUUGAAGAUGUUGAUAGAAUCAUACUGGGUGAAGUAGUUUUUGUUGUUUGUAUAAUUAGGUUCUUAAGAUAUUGUUAGGUAGUGAAUUUAUGUAGUACUAGUAAAUAUUGACCAAGCACUAAAUGAUUAAAUGCAAAUACUUGAUUUUUUGUUUUGUUUUUUGGAACUCUGAAAUACACUGAUAUAAUCUUGCUCAUAAAAGGCACAAACACGAGACGUCAAAACACUAAAGAUGAUUGUGCAAGACGAUUUCUCGUUUCUUCCAAAAUGCUGUAUGUAUGUGAGAACUGUUUACAUGUGUAACUGGAUUUGCUUGUGACUAUUUUUGUUUGUUUUCAGAAUAAAGCGAUAA